Molecule: messenger RNA, 1202 nt
Organism: Myotis davidii
Lineage: Eukaryota; Metazoa; Chordata; Mammalia; Chiroptera; Vespertilionidae
Gene: MED6
Product: mediator complex subunit 6
Exons: 8
Coding region: 176-916 (246 amino acids)
Biological process (GO): regulation of transcription by RNA polymerase II
Cellular component (GO): mediator complex; core mediator complex
Molecular function (GO): transcription coactivator activity
Source: RefSeq, a predicted model, not a curated record
CAGCUCCCCUGCGCUCCUGGCCUCCUCCCCUUCCCUGCCCUCUCGUGGGUCCCGCACUGCCCUCCCCUCUGCAUUUCUCCUCAGGGUCCUGAGGACCUGCACCCCUCUGCUUCCGUCGUCGUAGUGGUUACGUCUUCUCUGCGCCGGAAGGAGAACCGCGAACACUUUUGGAAUUAUGGCGGCGGUGGAUAUCCGAGAUAAUCUACUGGGAAUCUCUUGGGUUGACAGUACAUGGAUCCCCAUUUUGAACAGUGGAAGUGUCCUAGAUUACUUUUCAGAAAGAAGUAAUCCUUUUUACGACAGAACGUGUAAUAAUGAAGUGGUCAAAAUGCAGAGACUAACAUUAGAACACUUAAAUCAGAUGGUUGGAGUGGAAUACAUCCUUUUACAUGCUCAAGAGCCCAUUCUUUUUAUCAUCCGGAAGCAACAGCGGCAGUCCCCUACCCAAGUUAUCCCACUGGCUGAUUACUAUAUCAUUGCUGGAGUGAUCUACCAGGCACCAGACUUGGGAUCAGUUAUAAACUCUAGAGUGCUUACUGCGGUGCAUGGCAUUCAGUCAGCUUUUGAUGAAGCUAUGUCAUAUUGUCGAUACCAUCCUUCCAAAGGGUAUUGGUGGCACUUCAAAGAUCAUGAAGAGCAAGAAAAAGUUAAACCUAAAACCAAAAGGAAAGAAGAACCAAGCUCUAUUUUCCAGAGGCAACGUGUGGAUGCUUUACUCCUAGACCUCAGACAAAAAUUUCCACCCAAAUUUGUGCAGCAAAAGUCUGGAGAAAAGCCUGUCCCAGUGGAUCAGACAAAGAAAGAGGCAGAACCUACACCAGAAACUGUGAAGUCUGAUGAGAAGGAGACCACAAAGAACAUCCAACAGACAGUGAGCACUAAAGGUCCCCCUGAAAAACGAAUGAGACUUCAGUGAGUAUUGGACAAGAGAAGCUUCUAAGACUUCUUGUCCAUUAUUAUACCUCAUACUGUGACAGGCUCUGGAACUUUGAAAUUCUUUGUCACAACUCUCGUUUGUAUAGAAUGUGCUUGCUCUUAAUGCUCUUUAAGAAAGGAUAUAAGGACCCUCAUGCUUUUGAGAUGGAUAUUUGUAUGUAUCUUUUGUAACCUUUCCCCUACGGACUUGAGCAGCCUCCUCACUCACAUGUGUACUGCUUACAUAUGUUUGAAACCAAAUUAAAGGAUUUGUCUAAAUUACUUUA